CUCUCCUCUUUCCACACACUAUUUCUUGAAAUUUCAAUCUUUUUGGUUGAAAAGGGUAAAAUUUAUUUUUGCCAACUAUUUUGGAUUAUUUUGUAAAUAUUUUAAACACAUAUCACAAAAAAUGAAUGAAGCAGCUUUAGAAAGUAAAGAAGAACUUGAAAAUUCAGAAAAUUUUACAAAAGAUGCAGCAGAACCAGAAACUUCAAAAUCUUCAAAAAAUGCAAUUGAUAAUUUAGAGGAAAGCGAAGAAAAUAAUCACCAAAAUUAUGAGGAUGACGACGACGAUGAUUUUGGGGAUUUUGAAGAGGCCCCACAAACUGCCUUUAAUAGAGUAAAUAUACCUGAAAAAGAAGACGAAUCAGACUGUCAAAAUACUUUUAAAGAUGAAAAUUGCUCAACGUCCCAACAACAAGCACCAACAACAUCCACUACAAAACCAACUUUUUUAACAAUUAAAGAUAUAAUAGAACAACCAGAAUUGAUGGAAACAUUGAAGAUUAUUCCUCAAACCCCAAAAGUAGGCAACAACAAUUUAAUUUUAAUUAAAUCAACAACUUCAAGUAAUUCAAUUUUUGAUGAUUUAUGUAAACAAAUGGAUAAUAUUGAACAAAUUAAUUUGGAAGAAGAAAAGGAAGGGGAAAUUGAAGAAGAAAAAGGAGGAGAAGAGGAGGAAGAAGAAGCAAAGGAGGAUGAAGAGAAGAAAUUGAGGAGGCAUUCUUCCAUUGUUUACAGGUCUUUAAACUUUUGGAGCCAAAUUUGUUUUAUUGAAGAAGCUAAAGCACUCAAAUUUAAAUUUGCGGACUCUUUCACUUUUAAAAGAAUGGUUGAAACUUUGAGGUUUAAUAAUAAUUCUUCUUGUGAUGAGGUUUAA
Meloidogyne enterolobii is the source of this 871-nucleotide messenger RNA. NCBI's taxonomy places the organism in Eukaryota, Metazoa, Nematoda, Chromadorea, Rhabditida, Meloidogynidae. The record is from the annotation of a GenBank genome assembly.